AUGGAGUGGGAAGGCGACGAGAAGGAGCUGAAGGCGGCCGGCGCGGUGGCCCUCGGCGGUGGGCGCGUCGGAUUUCUCAUUCGCGGUUGGGAGAUCGAGUCUCGCAAGCGUCCUAUUCUUAGCUCCUCCCUUGUCCACGAGUGGGAAGAGAAGCUUCAGACAUCGCACUUGCCAGAGAUGGUUUUUGGGGAAAGUUGUUUGGUUCUCAAGCAUGUGAGUAGUGGCGUAAAUGUACAUUUUAAUGCAUUUGAUGCUCUAUCUGGCUGGAAGCAGGAAAGGUUGCCUCCGGUUGAAGUUCCAGCAGCUGCAAAGUGGAAAUUUCGAUGCAAGCCUGAUGAUCAGGUGAUACUGGAUUAUGACUAUACAUUCACUACACCAUACUGUGGAAGUGCAGAUGUCGAAAAACAUGCUGAGGUGUCAGGAGCACCAGUGGAAAGCAGCUGCAAUACUAAUUGGGUAGACUGCCAGGAAAAAAUUGAUAAGAUUGCAUUGGCGUCUAAAGAACCCAUUCUUUUCUAUGAUGAGGUUGUAUUGUAUGAAGAUGAAUUGGCUGACAACGGUGUCUCUCUUUUGACUGUUAAAGUGAGAGUGAUGCCGAGUGGCUGGUUCCUCCUCUUGCGCUUCUGGCUCAGAGUUGAUGGAGUGCUUAUGAGAUUGAGGGAAACUCGUAUGCAUUGUACUUUUGGGGACAAUAAAGAGACAAUUGUUCUCCGAGAAAGCUGCUGGAGAGAAGCCACCUUUAAGGGCUUAUCAUCCAAAGGAUAUCCUACUGAUGCUGCUGCGUAUAAUGAUCCCGGUGUCAUUGGAGACAGGCUACCAGUUGUCGUGCGCAAGACCCAAAAGCUUGUUAUCAGAUAA
This is a messenger RNA of Striga hermonthica, 858 nucleotides long. Lineage: Eukaryota; Viridiplantae; Streptophyta; Magnoliopsida; Lamiales; Orobanchaceae. The record is from the annotation of a GenBank genome assembly.